CACUACUAUAUAACAAAUAAUUUGAGAUAUGAACCACCUAGUAACCCUCUCCCUCACCAUCUCGCUCCUCCCAAAUCUCGCUCUUUCUGGGCUAAAGUGUUACGACAAGUGUAAUGUAGUCACCUCUUUCUCGUACGGUAACGAUCCUGAUGACUGGGCCAGGAACUCGCUAAUGGACAGAGUAUCUGAUAAGAACAAGGCUUGUACUUCGGCCCAAAUAUCAGAAUGUGAGGAAAAGGAGGUAUGUUUAUCGUACGACGUGGCAGCAAGUGCAGAUAUUGAGAUACACCCUGAUAGCGACGUUGAGGGGGGAGGCAUACAACAACAACAAACAACAAUAUCUCAGGAAGGACACAUGGGAUUCACAAUAAACUUCUGCGGACCCAAGACCUACACAGCAGUCCCACCCUCUCACUGCAACGAGUGGGCUAGUUCUCUCGAGGAGGAGUUUCAGAAGGAGAAGGGGUCUCCUUUUACUGUGUCUGAUGUGGACGCUACCUGUGGUCAGGUUACGUUGUGUGAGGAGGAUUGUCUGGGAGCAGCUACUGGAUUGUCAGUUACACUAACUCUACUCAUCACAUCCCUGGUCUACCUUAUCUUCUAAGCUACUAAUAUCAAAAUAUUAUAGAGAAUUAAACGACUGAAAUAACUAAAUAGAAGUUCGUUAUGGGACACUGCACUGGUCUUAAGUUUUGGCUAUAUUGUGGGAAU
Messenger RNA from Bolinopsis microptera, 711 nucleotides. RefSeq lists its product as uncharacterized. Bases 29 to 604 code for a protein of 191 amino acids. The transcript has 5 exons. The record is from RefSeq and is a predicted model, not a curated record. NCBI's taxonomy places the organism in Eukaryota, Metazoa, Ctenophora, Tentaculata, Lobata, Bolinopsidae.